Messenger RNA from Coprinopsis cinerea okayama7#130, 1515 nucleotides. RefSeq lists its product as hypothetical. Lineage: Eukaryota; Fungi; Basidiomycota; Agaricomycetes; Agaricales; Psathyrellaceae. The transcript is spliced from 11 exons. The record is from RefSeq and is a predicted model, not a curated record. Bases 1 to 1515 code for a protein of 504 amino acids.
AUGCAUGGACGCCCUUGGGCGGCUGUCUUAUUUCUGACCCUUGCCACCGAGUUCGGGUCUGCCUUGGCAAAGGUCGUUCCUUUUCUUGACGCGGGUUUUUCAUUCGAUCCGGAUUACUCAGGUGGUCGAACAGCCCCAGUCCCGAUAACGCGUGAGUACCACUCCACUUCCCUCGGGGAGCUCGCUGAGCAUUUCGGAUCAGCCCAAUGUGAAGCGAUUGAGCUGAAGUGGGGUCGAAAUGGGGCGAAAGGUACUCCGCCAACCGCUCCCUAUUUCCUUCAGGUCCUUUCAUCGGAAUCGCCCCAUCCCUUCAUUAUUCCUGCUGGAGCUGGUCCCAAAUUCGAGUGGCGAGUGCCUUUCUCCCCUGGAACACAGUACCAGAUUUGCAUCUACGACACAUUCGGUGUGUCAGGAGGAUGUAGAGCGCUGUACACAGUGGUACCUCCGUCAUCAAACACGACCACCUGUGAGCAGUUAACUGCACCGCCUUCCCCCCUCAAUGCCACUGUCAGUCCAAUGAGCGGUCCCGAGAUCGACCCUCCAGUUCCUCUGAUUGAUCAGUGCUCAGACCUGAGCGUGAAACCCAGAAAUGGGUCGCCACCAUUUACGUUAACGGUAUCGCCUAGUUUCCACCCACCCGUCAACAUCACCUCCGACAAUAUGAAUGCUAUCAACUGGACUGUUGCACUGCCGGAAGGAUUUCCCUUCUUCCUAUCUUUGGCCAGCGCUGAUGGGUUGGUAUGGUCGAGAGGUCCCCUUCACGCCCGUUCUGGACGACCAGACUGCCUUUCUCCGAGCUCAAUACCGAAGACGACAUUCACUACUACGGCGGUUGGGUCGAGCAUCGGGAGCUUCAUUGUGGGCAUUCUGCUUGGUGGUUUGUCAAGCUUCCUUUUCUUCCGUUACAGAAAGAGCUCUAGAUCGAAACUACCUCCGAUAAUCUCCAAACACCGGGAAAUUCCGCCUCCAGAACAUGUCAUUUCGCCCCCUCUACCUAUUCAAGACCCACCAUCGCGACAGGGAACCCCCCAACCAAUUUCAUAUCCCCCACCUCCGUCUCUACCAAAUUCUCCGCCGCAGACUCCAGAUCAGUCCGAGUUUGGCUUCCGAUCGACUAGCUCUCGGACUCACUCGAUAGACCCGUUUGAUAUUUCGGUAUCGUCGACAGCGUCUUCAAAUUUCCCUCUUGACAAUAAGCGGAGAUACACCAUGGAUCGCCAAAGUUCCCAUCACCGCGCAGGAUCCAUAACAACACAGGCCUCCAGUUCGCAGUUAACGACUGUGUCAUCAUCAAACUCGAGUGCGCCGUUACUCCAGUCGCGUCGAACAUCACGAAGCUCACGGCUCACGCGAGCGCCGACAUACGUUCGACGUCCACCUCCGACCCACAUGUCUGUUUCAGAGCUGAUCACUGACGAUGCUUCAUUGAUCGCUGGAAAUACUGUUGAUGAUUUGCCGCCCCAGUAUAUGCGAAACCCAAGAGAAGAAGAGGUCUCCGUUGCUGGAGGACUGUAG